AUGGCUGUAUUGGCUGCUGGUAACCCCAAUGAGGCUGAAGCUAUCACAAGAACUUUUGGCAAGAGCCGUGACGAAAUAGAGACCCGUGUCAUUUUCGACUCUGUGAAUACAAAAAGCCUUGGCCACACCGGGCCUGUGAGCGGCAUCGCUGCUCUCAUCAAGGCAGUCUUUGUCCUCAAGCAUACGGUCAUCCCUCCUAGUCUCAACUUCGAAAUUGUGAGCCCAAAUUUAAGAGUGCCAACAGUUGCAAUGGCUUGGCCCCAAGAUAGGCCGCUGCGUGUCUCGGUCGGCAAUUUUGAUGACGGCAGAACCAAUGGUCAUAUCAUUCUAGAUCUACCUUUAACCAACAGGGAUCCAAGUGUCAGCAUUGAUUCCGUGAGCCACAUCAACGGCCACUCGAACGAUACCGGAAACACGAGCAAUCGAUCACUCGUAUAUUUGCUGAGCGCCAAAGACUCCACGACAUGCACCACCAUGAUGCGUCGAUUUGCUCAUCAUAUUGUCAAGUCGCGGUCAAAGCCUGAAGACCUGGCCUAUACUCUGGCGGAGAGACGGUCAAGACAUUCCUGGGUAGCCGCGGUUCGCGCCGGGAAAAUCGAUGAAUUAGCCGCUUGCCUGCUCAGCCCGACGCAAAAGCCAUCCAACACUCCUCCUGAGUUGCCGGAGCUCGGGUUUGUUUUCAACGGACCAUAUGCACAGUGGCACGCUAUGGGUCGGGAGCUCAUUGAGGCGUAUCCAAUGUUUGGCCAGCGUAUUCGGGAGGCAGAUGACAUCUUGAAAGAAUAUGGAGCCUUGUGGUCAUUGAAAGAGGAACUUAUGCGAGAUAAGAUCACGACCCGCGUGGCCGAGAUCCAACUCAGUCAACCUAUCAGCGUUGCGAUACAGUUCUGUCUUGCUGACCUUCUAGAGUCUUGGGGCAUUUUACCUACUGCUGUGACUAGUCACUCCAGCGGCGAGAUCGCGGCAGCAUAUGCGGUCAAGAUCCUAUCCUUCAAGGAGGCUCUUGGCGUCGCUUAUUUCCGCGGCGAGCUGUGUUUCCAAAAGCAAAAGCUACACUCUCUCCGGGGCGGUAUGCUUGUAGCUGCGGUAAGCUCAGCAGUUGCUGAGAAGUAUAUCACAAGCACAAACACAUCAGGUGGGCAUGUGGUCGUAGCCUGCAUCAACAGCCCAUUCCACGUUACGUAUUCUGGUGAUUCGGAUUUCCUCGACGAGGUUGCUAAUAAUUUGAAGAACGACGACAUAGUCGUUGGAAAGCUCAAGGCCCCGAUGGCAUACCACUCUCAUCACAUGAGGCAUGUGGAAAGGGAGUACAUCGAAAAGUUGCGGCCUAUCCUUGGGGCUGUAACGAGAGAGCAAUCGGGAUGUGAUACUACAGUAAUAUCACCAGUUACUGGGGAGCAAGUUAGUCCUUCGGUUCUCAUGAGACCUGAGCAUUGGGCUCGUAAUAUGACUAGCCCAGUCCUUUUCAGCCAGGCAUUCAACAAUAUGGUUGGCAACAUUGAUAUAGUUGUGGGGAUCGGAGCUCACAGCAUUCUCGCAACCCCAAUAAGGCAGAUUCUAAGGGACAGAAAUAUUGAACGGCUUUAUACUUCAUAUCUUAGCCGAAUGGUUGAUGCCGUCGAUACUAUGCAAGAUAUGGUUUUGUUGAAGGGCGGCAACAGUCACACAAAUUAG
Molecule: messenger RNA, 1674 nt
Organism: Trichoderma breve
Lineage: Eukaryota; Fungi; Ascomycota; Sordariomycetes; Hypocreales; Hypocreaceae
Product: acyl transferase domain-containing protein
Exons: 3
Coding region: 1-1674 (557 amino acids)
Biological process (GO): secondary metabolite biosynthetic process; fatty acid biosynthetic process
Molecular function (GO): fatty acid synthase activity
Source: RefSeq, a predicted model, not a curated record